Messenger RNA from Venturia canescens, 2699 nucleotides. RefSeq names its product neuroendocrine convertase 1-like. The record is from RefSeq and is a predicted model, not a curated record. The coding region runs from base 343 to 2466 and encodes 707 amino acids. The transcript has 16 exons. Lineage: Eukaryota; Metazoa; Arthropoda; Insecta; Hymenoptera; Ichneumonidae. Gene Ontology annotation, biological process: peptide hormone processing. Gene Ontology annotation, molecular function: serine-type endopeptidase activity. Gene Ontology annotation, cellular component: neuron projection; membrane.
UUGCCGAGUUCUUGUUUCCUCUCGGCUCGUUCCAUUCGCUCUACCGUACACGUACACUUCUAGUUGUCACUGCGACGAAAGGCAGCUGAGAGAUACCACCGACGAGACCUGUCACCGAGUACGGUGAAUCAAACCAGACCAGCCGGUUUACCCAAUUUUUUAAUUAUUUCACGAAAAGAGAAAAAAAAACAAGCCUUUGAUAGAUAAACCGAGUUGAACAGAAGUGAAACCCUUUUCCAACUUAAGAAACCAAUGUGAAGAGUGGAAUCGUUGUUUUUCUUCGUUAUACGAUUUAAUCUAAAAGUACAGUUGGAUUUUUGUGAAAAAAUCGAUCAUCGACUAAUGGCCAAGAAGCAUUUUCUCGUGAUUUGUCUGUGUCUUUUUCUACUCCCGUUGUGCAAGCCCGACGACGAAACUAAUUCCACAGUGGAAGUGAACUCUUACCAAGACGAAUGGGUGGUUCGAAUCGAUGGUGGACCUCAGGUCGCCUCCCUCCUGGCUCUCCAGUACGGCUACAAAAAUCUUGGAUUAGUUCUCGGAUUCCAAGAUACGUAUCUGUGGCACAAAAUCGAUCAACGGCGCCAAAGGAAACGAGGCAAUACCAGAUUUGACAAGAACCUCGAUUCCCAUCCUGAGAUCCUUUGGGCGGAUCAGCAAAGAAUCUUCGAGCGUCAUAAGCGAGAUUACGUUGCAACGAAUUUAUCGGAUUCGGAGAAGCCUCUCGUGAGAGAAAAACGUUUGUUUGAUAGCAUGGAAUCAAGUUCUAGGCUACUGAUGAGUCGGAAAUGGAAUAGAGAAGUCGAUGGCGGAUUAGAUGUCGCCACUAUGUUCAAUGAUGAGCUCUGGGCCGAAGAGUGGUACCUGCAAGACACACGAACCGUCAAAGCACUUCCAAAACUCGAUUUGAACGUUAUUCCUGUUUAUCGACUUGGGGUAACCGGACGCGGGAUAAGAAUCGCUGUACUGGAUGAUGGUCUCGAGCACACUCAUCAGGAUCUUCGUUCAAAUUACGAUCCGGAAAUAAGUUACGACGUCAACAACGCUGACAAUGAUCCGAUUCCCCGUUAUGAAUCUUCAGGGACCAACGGUCACGGGACGAGAUGUGCGGGUGAAAUAGCAAUGGAGGCCAACAAUCGGAAGUGUGGAGUCGGGGUUGCCUUCGAGGCGAGUAUAGGUGGGAUAAAGCUACUGGAUGGCAUUGUGAACGAUCGGGUUGAGGGUGAGGCGCUCGGCUAUAAGCAAGAGCUCGUCGAUAUUUACACGGCUUCUUGGGGUCCAGCGGACGAUGGAAAAAGUUUAGAAUCACCGGGAAGGCUUGCUACGGAGGCAUUGAAGCGGGGAAUCGUCGAGGGCAGAGGUGGCAAGGGAAAUAUCUACGUGUGGGCAUCCGGCAACGGUGGAUCGAAGCACGAUGAUUGCGGUUGCGACGGAUAUGUAGGAAGUAUUUACACAAUUGCAGUGGGUUCAGCGAGUCAAACUGGCAAAUUCCCUUGGUACGGCGAACGAUGCCCAGCAACAUUAGCGACGACUUACAGCAGCGGAGCUUAUCAAGAUCAGAUGAUUGCAACGACGGAUCUGAGAAACAAAUGCACAACUCGCCAUACCGGAACUUCGGCCUCGGCACCAUUAGCCGCCGGUAUAUUUGCCUUGGCCCUUCAAGUGAACAAAGAGCUCACCUGGAGAGACGUUCAACAUCUGGUCGUUCAAACCUCCGAGUACAGCCCUCUCAGAGAGAAUCCUGGCUGGCUCAAAAAUUCAGCUGGAUUUUGGUUCAAUCCUCGAUUCGGCUUUGGCCUCAUGAACGCACAUGCUUUAGUUACGACCGCUCAAAACUGGACCACCGUUCCCGAGGGCCGAUUUUGCCGCUUUAAUCCAUUACCUAUAAUUAACAAGAGUCUCGGCUAUGGAAAUACGAGAAUCGUGAGAUUCGACGUCGAUGGAUGUCACGUAGAAGAAGCAGUCGAGGCGGCAGUUUUCUUUUUGGAGCACGUGCAAAUAGAGACGAGCAUCAAGUACACGCGCCGUGGUGCACUCGAGAUGCACCUGACAUCACCUUCGGGAACGAAGACGACGGUACUGAAUCCAAGACGAUUGGACGAUUCGAAAGAGGGUUUCACCAAGUGGAAAUUUAUGUCGGUUGCCACUUGGGGCGAAAAUCCUCGAGGAACUUGGACACUGGAAAUUACGGAUCAGGCUGGGCCCCAAACCAACAAUGGAACUUUAGAAGAUCUAACUUUAAUAAUUCACGGUACAAACCAGAUACCGAAAUAUCGUGAAAAUGGUCCGAGAAUUUACAACGACGAAUACAACAGGAUACGAAAAAUGAACCACCCGGAUUCUCGAGAGUACAGUGACAGAAAAAUCUGGAAGGAAACGAGCGACAGCGAUGAAAAUUUUGUGCAGAAAGUUCCGAAGCUUGGAGGAAUCUUUGACAACGACUGGCUCGCGCGUUUACUCGAAAGUUAAAUCUUACCAGGCGUUUAUGAACUCCUCGAGGGAUAACCGAGCUCGCGACGACCAAAGACUUCCCACAACGCACCAUUCCGAAAUCCAUUUUCUUUCUUCGUAAUUUAAUCACAAAUACUGGAUCUGCCUGGAUACACAUUCGCAGCCACUCGAUUUCCUGCAACACUGGCUUUUUGUGAUAUAAAUAAAUAAUAAAUAAAUAAAUUUAAAAAAACUAUACUAAAACUGAUGGA